Messenger RNA from Ostrinia nubilalis (European corn borer), 5954 nucleotides. RefSeq names its product atrial natriuretic peptide receptor 1-like (gene Gcy). Lineage: Eukaryota; Metazoa; Arthropoda; Insecta; Lepidoptera; Crambidae. Bases 278 to 4588 code for a protein of 1436 amino acids. Gene Ontology annotation, cellular component: plasma membrane. The transcript has 20 exons. The record is from RefSeq and is a predicted model, not a curated record. Gene Ontology annotation, molecular function: guanylate cyclase activity; adenylate cyclase activity; ATP binding. Gene Ontology annotation, biological process: receptor guanylyl cyclase signaling pathway; protein phosphorylation; cGMP biosynthetic process.
GGGGCGUGCGCUUCGCGCUCUCGGUUUGCGCGGGAAACUAUUUGACGCGAUUCGAUUACGUUCCAUAUUCAAAUACAGUUUAAAAAGUUAAAACGAGUUCCAUAAUUCAGUUUUUUUUUCUAAACUGCGUGGAGUUUGUGUUGUGAUUUUGUGAAAAAGUUUUUAACCAAAAAGUGCUAGUGAUAAAGUGAUUUUUGUUGUGUGCGUAAAAGCCGAAACGUGACAAAUGUAGUGAAAUAAGAAGUGAACCAUAAAAAUGACAAACAUUUAAAAUAAAAUGUUAAAGGAGAUCGUCCAUGCGAUCCUCCCACCGAAUCCAGAACGGACAUUUUCUGAUACCGACUGCAAAACAAGAUCAGAUUCCAAUGGAAAAAUUAUAGAAACAAAAAAUGAACGCACACAAUCAAAUAAGACUGUGGACAAUGCUAAAGCAUACAAGGUUAAAAUAAAAUUAAAACAACCUAGCAAACUUCCAAUGUUAACUGUGUGUCUCAUUUUUUAUGUUUGUUUUAUAAAUGUGAUAAUUAUGUGUGAUGUUAAUAUUAAUGAUGUAAAUAUGAAGACUUUUAAAGAAGCGAGGAAAGCACAUGACGUGCAUACGUUUAGAGAUAAAAAGUCAUGGAGAGGACAUAGGUUCGAAGAUAGAACGUGGCAUGGGAAGAACUACCGUAAGGGUAGGGCUUCACAAAGGGAAGAUGAAGAUGAUAAAGCAGAUAAAUACACGGUUCCUGAAGCCCCAGAACUCAAUAAGUAUUUAUACGAUUACUAUAGAAAUAAAGAAGACAUAAUCAAUGCAACUGAAAAGCCACAGAAUUUUCCUGCAAGAAAAUAUAAAUAUGACGAUGAACUAGCGGUGGGAUAUCCCCAUGAUCUCGCAUCGAAACCUUACUACGUGAAAAAGACAAAUUUUAACCUUAGACCAGAAAGGCAUGAAUUUCAUAGAAAGAUUGUUAAGUUGGGUGUCCUACUACCAGCUGAUGUGGACCAAACAUUUUCACUGGUGAAAGUUCUUCCCAUAUUGGAAAUGGCUGUUCAGGCGGUGACUAAGGCUGAUGGACCUUUACCAGGUUGGAAAAUCCUGGUAGAUUAUCGAGAUACUGGCUGUUCGUCGGUUGAAGGACCUUUGGCUGCGUUCGAAUUCUAUGUCAAUGGAUCUGCAGAUGCCUUCAUCGGUCCUGGGUGUGAGUACGUCAUCGCACCGGUGGCAAGAUACGCUGGCCAAUGGGGGAUACCAGUACUUACAGCAGGAGCUCAAGCCCAAGCAUUCACUUAUAAGAACCCCAGCUACGCCACCUUAACGAGAGUGAUGGGCAGCUACCUUCAAGCAGGAAUCGCCAUCCGCAAAAUAUUCGAGGAAUUCAACUGGCGCCGCCUGGCGAUGCUUUACCACAACAACGAUCCGUCCACCGGGCAAGGCAACAGUCCCUGUUUCUUAACACUCAGCGCCAUCUUCUCAGUCAUGACGAAGAAGGGAAACGAAAAUACCAUCCCGAAUAUACCCUUCGACGAAACCAACACCACUUCGACGAAGCUAAAACAGCUCUUGCAAAAAUUGUCUUUGAAUACUAGAAUUGUGGUGGUGUGCGCCAAUCCAAGUACAGUCAGGGAGAUAAUGUUGGCUGCUGAUGAUCUCAACAUGGUGUCUUCGGGGGAAUACGUGUUCUUCAACAUUGAGCUGUUUUCAAAUUUAGCAUCAGCAUCGUCCAAGGAGCCUUGGAAGGUGGCCAAUGACACGGAUGAGCGGAAUGAAAGAGCGAGACGGGCGUAUAGCUCUGUUCUCACUGUCACCAGUCCUGCACCUGAGAAGAAGGAGUAUUUGGAGUUUUCUGAUCAGGUCAAACAGCUAGCAGCAACAAAAUACAACUACACGUUCGGCAAAGGGGAAGUGGUCUCGACCUUCGUGGCAGCGUUCUACGAUGCUGUACUCCUGUACGCCCUUGCUCUGAACGACACUUUGCAGCAGGCUAACAGCACUUCGGGCCCUUUGGACGGCGCUGCGGUCAUAAAAAACAUGUGGAAUAGAACCUUUCAAGGUAUAACGGGCGAGGUGAUAAUCGACGGCAACGGCGAUCGCGUGGCGUCGUACUCCCUGCUGGAUAUGAACCCAGUAACGAGCAAGUUUGAGGUCGUCGCAACAUACGUGGCAGCAAAUUCUUCGUUACAAUUCAUACCGGACCGCCCUAUACAUUGGGCGGGCGGGCGGCUGAUGCCCCCACCGGAUACCCCCGAGUGUGGGUUCGACGGGUCACUCUGUCCGGAUAAUUCGCUUCCCGUGUACGCCAUAUUGAGUAUCGUCCUCAGCUCCGUGGUCGUCGUUUUGGCAAUAUUAUCAGUAUUUAUAUACAGGCACUACAAACUAGAGGCAGAGAUAGCGAUGAUGACGUGGCGCGUCAGUUGGAGUGACGUCUUGCCCCCAGGAGGGCGGUUGCGCGGGAGCAUGCAUUCGCUGGCUCGAAGGUACAGCUCUGGGACUGCCUACUCAGACGAAGCUACUUCUCUGCCGGGUGAUAGACAAGUGUUCACUCGUCGAGGAUACUACAAAGGCUGCCGAGUUGCCAUAAAGAAAGUGGAUAAACAACGCAUAGACUUGACUAGACCUCUCCUUCUAGAACUAAAAAAGAUGAAAGAUCUGGAACACGAUCACUUGGCAAGGUUUUACGGCGCGUGCGUUGAUCCGCCUCACUGCUGUUUGCUGACAGAAUACUGUCCUAAAGGAUCGCUGCAGGAUAUUUUGGAAAAUGAAACGAUCAAGUUGGAUUGGAUGUUCAAAGUCAGUCUGAUGCAUGAUAUUGUGCGGGGUAUGCAUUAUCUCCAUGGCACCGACAUCAGAUCGCAUGGCGCCUUGAAGUCGAGUAACUGCGUGGUGGAUUCUCGCUUCGUACUGAAGAUCACGGACUUUGGUCUGCACGCUUUGAGGACAUCAGAGAAAGACACAAGAGCACACAGCUACUGGACUCGUCUUCUAUGGACGUCACCCGAACUGCUUCGCCUCCCGGAACCGCCUCCGGAAGGGACCCAAAAAGGGGAUGUUUACUCCUUCGGGAUCAUCAUGCAUGAGAUCGUGAACCGCCAGGGGGCGUUCUGGCUCGGACCAGGAAUCGAGCUGUCACCCAAAGAAAUCAUAGAGACAGUGAUCGCUAGCGGCCUCCGCCCCAACACGUCCCACCACCGGUCGUGCGACGCGGACGACGCGACUGAACUCAUGCGCAGGUGUUGGGCUGAAGAACCGACUGAGAGACCCGACUUCGCGCAUCUGAAGGGCGCUAUUAGAAGGCUUAACAAGACGCAAGAAAGCAGCAAUAUUUUGGACAACUUACUAUCCCGUAUGGAGCAGUAUGCUAACAACUUGGAGAUGUUAGUCGAAGACCGAACUAAAGACUACUUGGAAGAGAAGAAAAAAUGCGAGGAGCUUCUGUAUCAAUUGCUACCUAAGUCAGUGGCCUCUCAGCUGAUCCAUGGCCAAUCAGUAGUGGCAGAAACCUUCGAGCAAGUCACCAUUUACUUCUCUGACAUCGUCGGCUUCACCGCCCUGUCUGCCUCCUCCACUCCGAUGCAGGUCGUGGACUUGCUAAACGACCUGUAUACCUGCUUUGAUUCCAUUGUUGAGAACUAUGACGUUUAUAAGGUGGAAACCAUAGGCGACGCGUACAUGGUGGUAUCGGGGUUGCCAGAACGCAACGGCACGCGACACGCUUGUGAAGUGGCGCGGAUGGCGCUAGCUCUACUGGAUGCUGUCAAACGGUUCCGCAUCAGGCACCGGCCUCAUGACCAGCUCAAGCUGAGGAUAGGACUCCAUUCGGGUCCAUGCGUAGCCGGAGUGGUAGGUCUCAAGAUGCCCCGCUACUGUCUCUUCGGGGACACAGUCAACACGGCCUCCCGCAUGGAGUCCAACGGAGAAGCCUUGAAGAUCCACGUGUCCCCAGACACGAGGGCUCUGCUCGAGACAUUCGGCACCUUCCACCUGGAAUGCAGGGGAGAAGUUGCUAUGAAGGGUAAGGGCAUCCUAAUAACAUACUGGCUGCUGGGAGAAAUUAUAGAUCCAAACGCGCCUAAAGAAAAACCAUCACUUACAAAAGCUCAGACACAAUCAACUGAGAGUUCAGUAUCUCAUCUCACUCCAUUCAGAAAUAGAUUAGACCAAACCUCAAGGUCUUCCAGUAGACGGGGAUCAGGCGUCUUCAUCCAAAAAGGCAACGACAUAGCCAAACUGGAAAAAGAAGCUCAACCUCUCCUGCAAAACCUUAAAAUGCAGAGACAACACUCGGAUCCUGAUCCAGUCACCAACGGAGUGAAUGACAGCGAAGAACUUGACAAAGUUAGUGUAGCCAAUUCCAUAUCACUCAAUGUAAAUUCGCUCAACCACAACUCCGUUAGCCAUAGCCAACCCAGAGUCAAACUGAAGGACUGUCAGAUGAACUCGGUAGGCAAUCACAAGUCGAAUAAAGUAGGUAAUAAUAAUUGGAUCGCUAAAAUGCCGACGGCAAGUUCCUUUGAUAAUGGCACUAAGAAACCUAGUGAGCAUUUGAAAGAUUAUAGUAGUGUGCCGUUACUGUCUAAAUCUGAAACGCUUAAUGAUUCGAUCGUGUGAAUUUUAAGUUAAAUAUACGGUUUUAAGGUUCAUUUCAAAUUAAAUACGAGUCUAUUCCAUUAAGAAUUGACUAAAAACUUUCACACAGGUAUUAUUUGUGUAGCUUAGUCAAGUUUGACAAAAAGAUGAUCAAGGGAGUACUUAAAUUAUUUUAUCAAGAUAAGUUUUGAUUAAUAUGCGGCAAGCACUUCAACCUACCACAAAAUGUAGAAUUUAUCCAAAGGAUUCUAAUUUUUGAACCUUCAGUAUAAGGGUUACAAUCAAUUUCGAUUUUUCGUGUCGUGGUAGGUGAACUGUAUGUACUUAAUAUUGAAAGUCUUGUAAAUACUAUAAGUAUCAAAAUGUCCUAUUUUUUCCACUUCUCGAAAAUUGUUAAAUGUGACCUACUGCAGUUUCUUCUACUUUAUGGUAAAAGUGUAAUUUAAGAGAAAAUAAAAUAGCACAUGAAGAGAGAGAGUAAUUUAAAUGUAAAAUAUUGAUGUUAACAUUAGUUUAACUUAAAUGUCCCAAUUCAAAAAACUUUGUGCUCAUUACUUGUGUAUCAAGUCUUUAGUACAUAAUGUACUUAUAAUAUAUAAGAUAGCUUGUCUCCUAAACAAAUCUUGUGAUACAUUUUCAUUUAUUUGUUUUCAUUUACAUUGUUGCAAUUUUAUGUUUUUGUUUUAAAUUAUAAAAAAAAAACUACAUGGACUGAUUUAACUAUUUCAUGUCAUUUUUAUUUAUUUUCAAUCAUAGUUUUUAAUUCACAUUUAUUUAUCCGCUUGCAGCUGUUAUAUUCCCUUUAAUAUUUAUUUGAAAUUUGUUAUUUUUUUGGGCGUAUUGUAUUCCUAUACAUUCCUGAGCUUCUACGUGUAUACGUAUAUCCUGCCAUAAGUGUGAUACUUAACUAUUUUCACUUCAUUUUUGUUCUUGUAGAAAUUGACAAUUGAAUCGUUAGAAUUAAUUACAUCGUUGUAAUAAUUAAAAUAUUUUCUAAAACUGUGUGUGUAAAAAAUAUCAAGUAUCGAUUGAAAAUUCUUUUAGAAUGAAUUUGCUGUCGAGUUGUAUAAUUUAUUUAUCUUUUUUUUCAUUAGUUACUAUUUGUUAGUAUUGAUAAAUAGGAGAAAAAUCAUUCGUUUAAAGUAUUAUUACCUACUAUCAUGUAAAACAUAUUUUAAAUAAUCGGUAUUUUAUCUAAUAUAACAUCGAUGAGACUAGUGUAAAUAUAGUUUGUUUAUUUAUUGUAAAUAUUAAUGUUUUUAAUGUAACGAUGUUGUGAUUUUAGUGAAGAGGUACUCUGAAAUCUGUAUUUAUAAUACGUAGACGUUUACGAGAUGAAUUUUAAUGUUUCAAAGACGUUAUAGCAAAUAAAAAGAGUGAGAAUUAA